AUGUCGAGCUCGACUCUGACCAUGCCCAAGGUGGGCGCGCAUCUGAUCCUCACCACGCCUGCCAAGCACGUGCUCCAGAUGACGCUCAACCGACCCAAGCAGCUCAAUGCCAUGACCGAUGCCAUGGAGGAGGACAUCUGCCGCGUCUUUGACUGGUUCGAGUCCGAGCCUUCGCUGUGGGUCAUCAUCCUUGCUGGAAAGGGCAGAGCCUUCUGCGCCGGUCAGGACCUCAAGGACUGGCUCAACAAGAACCAGACCUCCGACACUGUGCGUCAUGCGACGGGAGAGCCCAUGCAGUCCGACGCUGAGGUCGACAAGUCGCUUCAGCGCCUCAAGCGCGGCGGUUUUGGAGGCAUGAGCACUCGCAGAAGCGCCAAGCCCAUCAUCGCAGCCGUCGACGGCAUCUGCAUGGGAGGCGGCACGGAGACCAUCCUCAACUGCGACAUGGUCGUCGCUAGCACCCGCUCCGUCAUCGGCUUGCCCGAAGUCGCCAGAGGCGUCGUCGCCGCCAUGGGAGGCAUUCCUCGUCUCACGCAGCUGUGCGGACAUCAACGAGCCUCGGAGCUUCUGUUGCUCGGAAAGCCCAUUAGCGCCAAAGAGGCGCACGACCGAUACAACAUGGUCAACCGCCUGGUCGAGGUGGCCAAGUCCACCUCGGAGGAGCUCGGCCAAGCCGCUGUGGAUCAGGCUGCCAUCGAACUGGCAGUGCAGCUCACGCAGAACAGCCCGGACAGCGUGCUGGUAACCAAGUCGGCUCUCGUCAUGGCUCGCGACGCUGCAGGCGGCGACAUUGACGACUCUGCGCGCGACAACAUGCUUUCUGACCGCAGCAAGCUGCUGUAUGUGGGCAAGAACAUCAACGAAGGCCUUGAAGCGUUCAAAGGGAAACGCGACCCCAAGUGGUUCAACCCCGUGCCUCUUGCCGCUCCGACUGCCACCGACGAGCACCUGUGUUGCUUUCCCCAGCUCACAGUCGAUACUGGCCGCGGUCUCAGUCGUUUCGUGAGAGUCUUUGUCAUCGGACGAUUGGACAACGCCGAUCCACCCCACCGCGAUAGCAGGUUCAAACGCGUGCCGCGAUUUCCUGCUGCGACUGGCGCUCGUCAUUUUUUUCUCCGCGCCCCGUCACCCACUGAUUUGUUAUCGAAAGCGGAGUCGCACCUCGCCAUCUUUCACGCUUGUCGUACUCAUCGCGGCGAUGAAUAUGGCAACCCAGGCAAAGCCAGAAACGAGCUUCAGACACGUCCGACAUCGGCUACGAGGGCGGGUCGAGAAAAGGACGGCUCGCAGCGGGGCGUGCCUGAAACUGCAGCUUGGCAGAAGCGAGACGGCGGGAAAAACAGAAUCGCGGCUGGAAGCGAACCGACCGACGCACGUUGCACCACACGCGAGACCGAGACUGCUUGCUUGUGCGUCUUUCUGUACAGCUUCGGUACCGUAGUGGAUGGCGCAGGACCGAAGAAGUACAGGUGCAUCGGUCUCGGCAAGCCAAGGGAUCGCCGGGAGUAA
Moesziomyces aphidis is the source of this 1509-nucleotide messenger RNA. Lineage: Eukaryota; Fungi; Basidiomycota; Ustilaginomycetes; Ustilaginales; Ustilaginaceae. The record is from the annotation of a GenBank genome assembly.